UUAGUUUUACAGUACUUUUUCUUUAUCUUCUUGGUUAAUUUGUUUUAAAGCAAUGGACGAGAUCGAUGUUCCUCCAUUCUUUCUCUGCCCCAUUUCUCUAGAGCUCAUGAAAGACCCCGUUACAGUCUCUACCGGAAUAACCUACGACCGCGAAAGCAUCGAGAAAUGGUUGUUUUCCGGGAAAAACAAUACCUGCCCACUUACAAAACAAGCGCUUCCGGCCGAUUGUGAUCUAACACCAAACCACACUCUCAGGCGAUUGAUCCAAUCAUGGUGCACCGUCAAUGCUUCUCAUGGCAUCGAAAGGAUCCCAACGCCGAAGCCUCCGAUCAACAAAAUACAGAUUGCCAAGCUCCUCAACAAUGCCAAAACCCCACAGUUGAAGACAAAAUGCCUGCAAAAGCUCCGCUUACUCGCUUCCGAGAGUUCAGCCAAUAAACGUUGCAUGGAAGCUUCAGUCGCCGUUGAAUUCUUAGCCUCCAUUGUGUCAACAGUCGAAGCAGCUUCAAGUGAUGGGAUCGAAGCCUUAAGCAUCCUCUACAGUCUACAACUUUCUGAAGCCUCUCUAAAGACUCUUACUGGGAAAAAUGGCGAGUUUGUCAAAUCCUUGAUACGAGUCAUGCAAUGUGCGUGCUACGAGUCUCGCGCUUAUGCGGUUUUGUUAUUGAAAUCCAUGUUGGAAGUGGCUGAACCGACGCUGCUGAUCAGUUUGGAAACCGAAUUAUUCGUCGAAUUAGUCCACGUCUUGCAUGAUCAGAUCCAUCAGGGCUCAAAUGUGGUAUUAAAGUUACUAAUCCAGCUCUGUCCAUGGGGAAGAAACAAAGUCAAAGCAGUUAAAGCGGGCGCGGUUUCUGUAUUGAUAGAACUUCUUCUUGAUUGUUUUGACCGGAGGGCUUGUGAGAUGAUGCUGAUGGUAUUGGACACGCUAUGCAAAUGCGCCGAGGGACGGGCGGAGCUGUUGGAUCACGGGGCGGGGCUUGCCGUUGUGUCGAAGAAAAUUCUGAGGGUUUCCCAGGUGGCGAGCGACAAGGCAGCGAGAAUUCUGUUGGCCAUUUCAAAGUUCUCGGCCACUCCGGCUGUUGUUCAGGAAAUGUUGGAGUUGGGUGUCGUGGCAAAGCUCUGUUCGAUGCUUCAAACGGACUGUGGGAGCAAGGCUAAAGAAAAAGCAAGAGAGAUACUUAUAUUGCACGCUAGGGCAUGGAAGAGUUCUUCAUGCAUACGAAAAAGCUUGCUCUCUUCGUAUCCAUCUGGAUAGAAAGAGAGAGGGAGAGAACUCUAGGGCUUGGUUCUUGUACAAAUUGUUUGAAACUAGCUAGGAAAUAUCGAUCAUGGACAAAAACAUCUAUAGUACUUCAAUAAUGUUCGACAUUAUUAACAGUAAAAGUAUUGAUUUAAUUAUUCUUUAUUUAAUUUGGAGGAUAUUGGUAGCCUUCCAUAAUGGCUUAAUUGGGUGGGUUUGGAACUUGGAACUAUGGUUUUCAACGUUCGCAGAAGAUUGUAAUGCAUCUUAAUUUCUUCUCCAUUUUCUUUGUUGCAUAAAGUGAUCGUUGCAAUGUUAUGAAUUUCCGGCGAUAA
This is a messenger RNA of Alnus glutinosa, 1575 nucleotides long. Its product is annotated as E3 ubiquitin-protein ligase PUB23-like. The transcript has a single exon. Gene Ontology annotation, molecular function: ubiquitin protein ligase activity. Gene Ontology annotation, biological process: protein ubiquitination. Bases 53 to 1255 code for a protein of 400 amino acids. The record is from RefSeq and is a predicted model, not a curated record. NCBI's taxonomy places the organism in Eukaryota, Viridiplantae, Streptophyta, Magnoliopsida, Fagales, Betulaceae.